Molecule: messenger RNA, 528 nt
Organism: Gossypium arboreum
Lineage: Eukaryota; Viridiplantae; Streptophyta; Magnoliopsida; Malvales; Malvaceae
Exons: 1
Coding region: 1-528 (175 amino acids)
Source: RefSeq, a predicted model, not a curated record
AUGCAAGAGAAGUGUGAAAUGCCAGACUUAGGUGAAAUGACAUACUUCCUCGGUCUGGAGGUGAACCAAGCUCACAAUGCAAUCUUCAUAAACCAAAAGGGGUUCGCAAUAAAAAUCCUACGAAGGUAUAGUAUGGAGAAUUACAAACCUAUGAGCACUCCCAUCGCUCAAGAUGAGAAGCGCACCAGUAGUGAAGAUGUUGAAAAGCUUGAUGAAACAAGUUAUAGAUGCUUAGUGGGAUGUUCGCUUUACUUGACAGCAUCCAGACCUGACAUCAUGUUUGUUGUAAGUCUAUUGUCAAGAUUCAUGCAUUGUUGUAAUGUGGACCACUACAAAGUAGUAAAAAGAGUUCUACGAUACAUGAGAGGAACUUUAGAUCAUGGAGUGAAGUUUACGAGGACUGAAAAGGUCAAGCUACUUGGGUAUUCAGACAGUGAUUGGGGUGGAUCUUCUGAAGACAUGAAGAUUACUUUAGGCUAUUUCUUCACUCUAAGAUCAAAUGUGUUCUAUUGGAGCUCGAAGAAGUAA